This is a messenger RNA of Oncorhynchus masou masou (cherry salmon), 4683 nucleotides long. It is a transcript of the gene pcsk5b, whose product is annotated as proprotein convertase subtilisin/kexin type 5b. The record is from RefSeq and is a predicted model, not a curated record. Lineage: Eukaryota; Metazoa; Chordata; Actinopteri; Salmoniformes; Salmonidae. Gene Ontology annotation, biological process: peptide hormone processing. Gene Ontology annotation, cellular component: Golgi membrane; trans-Golgi network. Gene Ontology annotation, molecular function: serine-type endopeptidase activity.
GGGAGGCGCUGUAGCCAUUUCGCCACUUUAAAGAGAGAAGGAGAACCAACAUCCGAGUUCUGGGGAAAAUAAAUUAUCCCAAAGCACUGCAUUCAGACAAACUACCCCCACCGCGGCGAAGGAGCACGACUGAACGCAAACUUCGAACUCUCCAUGCAGAGCACGCGGAGAGCAGACCAGGACCAUCUAACGGGCUUUUGAGACAUUUUUCGGUUUCCGUUGUUUCCUUUAUUUGCGGUGUAUGUGGAUGUUGAUCGAACAGUUUAUGAGAAUCUUGCUUGCUCUGCGGUGAGAAGAGAAGUUUGGCUGUUUUCCUAGUCGGAGGGAGACGCGGGAGGUUCGGGGAAAAAGUGGGGGAAGAUGGUUUGGAACGCCGCUUUGAGAAGAGGCUUGAUGUGCGUUCUGGCGCUCUGGCUCGGUUAUAUGUCUGCCCCUUGCAAAGCUCGGAUUUACACUAACCAUUGGGCUGUACGGAUAAACGGGGGACCUGUGUUUGCUGAUCGGAUAGCAGACAAAUAUGGCUAUAAGAAUAUGGGACAGAUUGGCGACUUGAAGGACCAUUAUCACUUCUUUCACAGCAGGACCAUCAAAAGGUCAACUCUCUCCAGUCGCGGUGGCCACAGCUUCCUCUCGAUGGAGUCCAAGGUGGAGUGGAUUCAGCAGCAGGUGGUAAAAAGGCGGAUCAAGAGGGAUUACAAGGCGCCCUCCCCCCUCACCAGCCCCUCCCAGACCAGCCCCGCCCAGUCCAUAUUCUUCAAUGACGCCAAGUGGAGCAGUAUGUGGUACAUACACUGUAACGAUGACAUCCAUAACUGCCAGUCGGACAUGAACAUAGUGGGGGCAUGGAAGAGGGGCUACACAGGGAAGGACGUGGUGAUCACCAUCCUAGACGACGGCAUUGAGAGGAACCACCCCGACCUCAUUCAGAACUACGACAACCAGGCCAGUUAUGAUGUCAACGGGAACGACAUGGACCCCAUGCCCCGUUAUGAUGCCAGCAACGAGAAUAAGCAUGGAACUCGCUGUGCUGGGGAAGUGGCUGCAUCUGCUAACAACUCCCAUUGCACUGUGGGAAUCGCCUACAACGCACGGAUAGGGGGGGUGCGGAUGCUGGACGGCGACGUGACGGACAUGGUUGAGGCCAAGUCUCUGAGUCUGCAGCCGCAGCAUAUUGACAUCUACAGUGCCAGCUGGGGUCCCGAUGACGACGGCAAGACUGUGGAUGGCCCCGCCUCUCUGGCCAGGCAAGCCUUCGAGAACGGUAUCCGCAUGGGAAGGAAGGGGCGCGGCUCCAUCUUUGUGUGGGCGUCAGGGAACGGCGGGCGGAGCCGGGACCACUGCUCCUGUGAUGGCUACACCAACAGCAUCUACACCAUCUCCAUCUCCAGCACCGCUGAGAGCGGACGCAAGCCCUGGUACUUGGAGGAGUGCUCCUCCACCCUCACCACCACCUACAGCAGCGGAGAAAACUAUGACCGGAAGAUAAUCACUACAGAUCUGCGUCAGCGCUGCACCGACAGCCACACAGGGACCUCAGCCUCUGCUCCUAUGGCAGCUGGGAUCAUCGCGCUGGCCUUGGAGGCUAAUCCUCUGUUGUCGUGGAGGGAUGUUCAGCACAUCAUCGUCAAGACAUCUCGAGCCGGCCACCUCAAUGCCCCUGACUGGAAGACCAAUGCCGCUGGAUACAACGUCAGCCACCUGUAUGGCUUUGGUCUGAUGGACGCGGAGGCUAUGGUAAAGGAGGCGGAGCGAUGGAAGCAGGUCCCCGCCCAGCACAUCUGUGUGGAGAGUGCCGACCGCCAGAUCAGGACGAUCCGCCCGGAGCAUGUGGUGCGCUCUGUGUACAAGGCCACCGGCUGCAUUGACAACUCCAACCACCAUGUCAUCUACCUGGAGCACGUGAUCGUACGCAUCACCAUCACACACCCGCGCCGCGGUGACCUGUCAAUCAACCUUACGUCCCCCUCGGGGACCAAGUCUCAGCUGCUUGGCAACAGGUUGUUUGACCACUCCAUGGAGGGCUUUAAGAACUGGGAGUUCAUGACCACUCACUGCUGGGGGGAGAAAGCGGCCGGGGACUGGAUCCUGGAGAUCCAUGACUCCCCCUCGCAGCUCCGCAGCCAGAAAGUCCCAGGUAAGCUGAAGGAGUGGUCUCUGGUGCUAUAUGGCACCUCCGUGCACCCGUACUCCUCCCUGCGCAGCGACAAGCCCCGUUCGGCCGAGCCCCCUGCAGACGAAGAAUUCACUGAGGAGUACAAUGGGCUCUGUAACAGUGAGUGCAACGAGAACGGCUGUGAAGGCCCCGGACCUCACCAGUGCAACAACUGCCUCCACUACUUCCUCAAGUUCAAGAACAACACCAGGACGUGCGUGUCGGAGUGCCCAUCCGGGUUUUUCCGCGACGACAGGAAACGCUGUAAGAAGUGUUCAUCUCUGUGUGAGACUUGUGUUGGUAGCCGUAGUGACCAGUGCUCCACCUGCAGACCUGGCUUCCACCUUAACGAAGGCUCCAACAACUGUGUGGCCAGCUGUGUGGACAGCUUUUAUCUGGACCACGAUUCCAACAUGUGCAGAAGAUGCAACGAGAACUGCAAGAAGUGCACCACGUCUAAUAUCUGCACAGAAUGCAAACCAGGGAUGAGUCUUCAGGGGAAUAAAUGUCAAAUGACCUGUGACCCUGGGACCUACUAUAAUGGCCACAGGAGGACCUGCGAGCUGUGCCACCGAGCGUGUGCCACCUGUGCAGGCACGGGGAUGGAGGCGUGUAACAAGUGUGCAGAGGGCUACUUCUUGGAGGAGUGGCGCUGUGUGUCCACCUGCAGCGUGGGAUACUACAUGUAUGAGCAGACCUCGGACAAGGGCGACAUCAACAAGUCCUGCAGGAAGUGUGACCACAGCUGCUAUGCCUGCACAGGUCCCGGUGAGACAAACUGCAGCACCUGUGUGAAUGGCUAUAACCUGGAGGCAGGAGUGUGUGUGGUCAGCACCAUCUGCAAAGAUGCAAAUGAAGAAUCUUGGGCGGAAGGCAGUUUCUGUGUGCUUGUAAAAAAGAACAAUCUGUGCCAGAGAAAAGUUCUGCAGCAACUGUGCUGCAGAACAUGCUCGCUAAAAGGGUGACUGGAGGUCCCGCAGGGAGCCGGGGGGGGCACCCCUCUACCCAAGCCCACUCACUCAGUCACAUAAUUUAUAAGAAAAUCUGGGCCUCUUAAGGGACUGCGUCAGAGGUGUGAGGACAGAACUACAACAAACCUACCUUUUUUCUGUACUGGGACAUGUGGUCAGGGCGACAGUAGCAACUGGGACUUACUAAAAAAACAAAAACAAAUAAUGUGUCGGUAUUUUGUGACCAAAGCAUCGAUGCCAAAAUAAUUGUACCAUUUUCCAGUAUAGGAUGUGUAGCUUGCAGGAGGGACCUGCCAAUCUGUGUUUACUUCAGUUUUUUGCUCCUCCUCAAGAGUAACGAUGCGAAGGUGAAAGCUGAUGAACGUACCAACCCCCGGCUGUGUGUUUGUAAAUAAAUGUUCACUCAAUAAUGUGAAAACUGUCUGGGUUGCGUUUGCUAUCUGCCAAGUGAGGAUGCACGCACGCACACACACACACACACACACACACACACACACACACACACACACACACACACACACACACAGCAGGAUUGUGCAAACACUUGAAUUGAUAGGUGGGAAAAUCAUGUCCCCAUUCUAAAUGCCGCAGGGAAUCCAUUGUGUGCCACAGGGAAUCCUGACUGCUAAACUGUCAUCUAUUUUUCAGGUUGUGUGUGUGUGUGAGAGAAAAAGUAUUACAGGUGCCCUUGACUCACUCAUCAUCCCACAGGCACUAAGAUCAGAUCUGUUUAUCAAAGACCACAUUAAAUAAAUCAGGGUCGUAUCUUUUAGGCACAAAACAUAAGAAAACUGACAGACAGGGAUGACGACCUAGUCUCGCCCAAUAAGAAACACUUAUUUUCAUUACAAAAUGCUUUUAAGUUUUCGUUGCGUGCCCUAAUGAACAAGGCUCCUCUUACUGCUAUCCGAGACCAUGGGGCCAUUGCACUGACAAACAGCACUAGCAGGGCUUUAUUCCACAACGUUGCACGGUUAUGUCAUUGCAUUCGAGCAGAGGUGGUACUGUAUCUUCUUGAUCAUCAAACAAUUUUGAUAUGAUUGACGUUUUUUGGUGAACUUCAUUUAAAUGUUAUUCUAUCCUUGCUAGUUGCCACACAUUCAAGACAUGUCCAUGACACUAUAGCAAAGAGCGUGCAUUUCAUUAAGAUUUGUGUUCAUUUGGCUCCUCAAUGGAAGAAAAGACUGUUACUUAUUAAUGUAUUAAAACAUUAUUCUGUUGCUUGCCCUGGUGAACACGACCCAGGUUGUAAACACAUCAGAGAGACUGAGAAUCCAAGACAAUGGUUGGUGCUGCAAAAUUGGACCACAGUCUGUCUCUCUGUAACACGCAGGCCAUGGGAGUCAACUUUGUAAUGGUUGAAUACCCUGUUCAUGAAACCCAUUAUAGAAUGAGUACUGAGGUGAAUAAGACACUAUUCCAAUAAAGAAAUUGUCAAAUUUAAUUCUCAAUGUGGGUUUAUACCUUUUUGAACAAUAACAGUAUUACUGUAGAUGUGUUGUACUGUUGAUUGUGGUUUAAUUGAAAUAAAGAUUGAUUGAUCCUUUUGGUUAACAGAAA